AUGGCAUCCUCCAAGGCUUGCAUCGCAAACCUCUUGUUAGGCGCCGUCCCGGCCCUGGCCAAGCUAAACUGCCCCCUCUACGGCCUGGACUACCCAACGCCCACAUCCCUCCUGUCCGCCCCGGGCGUUCAGGCCGCGGCCGCCGCCCUCGACACCGUCUUCCCGCAGUACAUCGACAACGCGACGGGCAACCUGUCCGUCGGCGCUGAGCACUUUUCCUACUCGGUCGAGGUGUUCGCCGCCUCUGAGGACAAGCCCCUGUGGUCGCACUACUGGACGGCGCCGAACCUGCCGGAGCUCAACUCGACGGGCGUGAGUAAAGUCGACGGCGACACGGUGUACCGCCUGGGCAGCGUGACCAAGGUGUACACGGUACUGGCGUUCCUGGCCGAGGUUGGCGACAGUAGCUGGAACGAGCCCAUCACCAAGUAUGUGCCCGAGCUGCGGGCCAUGGCGGACGAGGCCCGGGUCAACGGGGCGACGAGCCACUCGAUCUUGACAACGGACUGGGAUGCCAUUACUAUCGGCGCGCUGGCGAGCCAGAUGUCGGGGCUGACGAGGGACUACGCGUUGCUGGGCGAGCUCACACAGCAGGCCACAGUGACGAAUCUCACGUAUGUCGGCUUCCCUCCGAUCCCGCAGGCCGAAGUGCCGCCUUGCGGUAACUAUUUCAUCUGCAACAGAUCGCAGUUCUUUGAAGGUCUCAAGCGGACGCCGCCCUCGUUUGCGCCUUUCGUCACUCCGACCUACUCGGAUGUAGGCUACGCCAUCCUCGCCUAUGCUCUGGAGGAGAUGGCGGGCAAGAGUUUCCAGUCGAUUGUCGAAAACAGGAUCAUCAAACCAUUGAAUCUGACUCACACAUUCUACAAGACACCCAAUGAUUCCCUGGGCAUCAUCCCUGGCAACAGGUACAUGACUAAUUGGGCUUUUGACAUGGGCAACGAGUCGCCAACUGGGAACAUGUAUGCUUCAGCAUCGGACCUCAGCACACUCGGCAGGGCCAUCCUUAGGUCGUCAUUGCUCCCCGAGGCACUGACAAGGCGAUGGCUUAAGCCAGCAAUACUAAGCUCUGAUCCCAAGUCGGCCGUGGGCAUUCCUUGGGGGGCGGGUAGCCUGGGGAAGUACAGCACAGUUCUGGCUGUGAUUCCCGACUUCGGCAUCGGCUUCUCGAUCAUAGCAGCUGGAGACAUGCCGAGCGGUCUCACGAUGGGGUUGGCCGACACGUUGUCGAGUACCUACCUUCCGACAAUGCAGUACACCGCGCGCGAGCAGGCCAACAGGACCUAUUGUGGUAGCUACGCUAGUUCCAGCAGAACUCUCAACUCGUCACUGAGCAUCGGCGUGGAUCGCCAGAAGCCUGGCCUCGGCCUUAACCACUGGUUCAGUAACGGAACAGACAUGUUGAGACUUUCUGUCGCCAUCGGACAGAAUGUGUCGAGCGAUUACUGGGAGCAUAUGGAACCCAGCGUGAGGCUGUAUCCGACGGGUCGCUGGGAUGCCAUGCCGGAUGGGGGUAAGAGGGUAGCGUUCAAGGCUGUUUUUGAGGACUUGAGCGGGCCCAACGUGACACGGCCGUUCAGCACCGACUGCUCGACGUGGGUGUAUGUAAGCGGGGUCAUGUACGGCUCCAAGCCGCUCGACCUCUUCAUCUUCCAUAUGGAUGCGGCAGGUAACGUAACGAGCGUGGAGAACGCGGCCUUGCGGAAUAGGCUGGACAAGGUAGAAUCAUCCUAA
Messenger RNA from Thyridium curvatum, 1734 nucleotides. RefSeq lists its product as uncharacterized. The record is from RefSeq and is a predicted model, not a curated record. Bases 1 to 1734 code for a protein of 577 amino acids. NCBI's taxonomy places the organism in Eukaryota, Fungi, Ascomycota, Sordariomycetes, Thyridiales, Thyridiaceae. The transcript is spliced from 5 exons.